AUGACCAAGAAGGCUAUGGUCAAUACCGUGAUGGGAAUGGUUGCCGAAGAUCAGCUCCAUUCUAUCCCUGCGCGAUGGCUUGUUAUUCCUGUGACGGUUUCUGAGGACACUUUUGUCUCUGUCAGUGGAUUAGAUUCGUUGCACAUGUCGGCGGCUGGUUGUUUCUGCGUCACGGUUUAUUGA
Messenger RNA from Penicillium argentinense, 183 nucleotides. RefSeq lists its product as uncharacterized. Bases 1 to 183 code for a protein of 60 amino acids. The record is from RefSeq and is a predicted model, not a curated record. NCBI's taxonomy places the organism in Eukaryota, Fungi, Ascomycota, Eurotiomycetes, Eurotiales, Aspergillaceae. The transcript has a single exon.